Venturia canescens is the source of this 1080-nucleotide messenger RNA. RefSeq names its product female sterile (2) ltoPP43 (gene fs(2)ltoPP43). Bases 125 to 1039 code for a protein of 304 amino acids. NCBI's taxonomy places the organism in Eukaryota, Metazoa, Arthropoda, Insecta, Hymenoptera, Ichneumonidae. The transcript is spliced from 3 exons. Gene Ontology annotation, biological process: developmental process. The record is from RefSeq and is a predicted model, not a curated record.
UAGGUUAUCCCUGGAAUUCUGUUUGCAAACAACGUUCGAGCAUCCUCGUGGAAUAAAGAAAAUUGCGCUCACGAUUUAUUGCAAACGUUUUUACUGUGCCAAACGUGCUUCACAACUGUAAAAAAUGUCGACAGUUGUGCGUGUCAAACGUAGGUUCGAUCACGAGCCUCUCGAUGCUCUUGUCAUCGCUGUGAAAAAACGAAAACUCGAAACCGGUGAAGCCACAAAGGUUAUAUCCGAGGAACCCUUGACUGAAGUUUUGAAAUUUGCCGGUACCGUCGAAAAUCCGGAAGACAAUGUCGUUGAACAUUUAAAAAAAACUUUAACCAAGGAAGAGCUCAAGGCCAAUUACAAACAGCGAACUAUCGACUUAGCUAGCAAAGCUCGUGCAAAAGCUAAAGAAGAAUCACGAGAGCAUCGUUACAAAGUUAUUAAUUAUUUUCGUUCGGCAGAUGCAGCGAGCUCUCAAGAUCAAAACGAUGGUGUCAUGACUGUCAUUGAUGUUGAACACUCAAAAUUAGAUGACGCUGAAAAAACACCUGUCCUUGACGAAACAGAGAUUGGCUAUGUCUACGAUUUGUAUUACACCCAAGCGAAAGAAACUUUUGAUUUGGAUGAUGACAUGACGAUUCAGCCGUUCGAGCAAGACCUCGUUUUCGAUUGUGAGGACACGUACAAUGUACGUCGAGAGAUGGAUGAUGAAUCAGAAGAUUCAAAUUCUGAGUCGAACUUCAGAAACGAUUACCCCGAUUCUGAGAAGUCGGAAAAUUCCAUAGGGGAAGAGGACAUGAGAGCAGCUAUACGAAAUAUAAAAAUCGGUGACGAAAGUUCCGAUCUUUCGAGCGAAGAUGAUUUUGUCUACGCCGCGGAUCAGGCGGACGUCGAAGCUUAUGGUUACAAAUAUGCAAAGUACAAGGCAAGAGUUAAAGAAGAACUCGAUCAAAGCGACAGCGACAAAAGUGAUUACGUUUACGCCAGGAGCUCUUGCGACGAGGACGAGGACGACGAUGAGCACAAACACGAAGAUGAAGAAAACUGAAAUUUCCAAUUACAUAAAUGAAUAUAUUUUUUUAAAAAUAA